AUGGAACGGCUGUGGAAGGCGACUAGUUGCGAAGCUACGACCAAAAGGCACACAGAUCGUGGUACUCCGCUUCACGCUAAGAGCCUGAUGCACGAAAUAGAGCCGCAUCGAGAUCCUCGCCAUGAUCACGCUGCUGUCCAGGGAAUACCUGAUCUCUCACAGGUCGACGGUAUGGUACAUGCUUCGCGUAACGUGGUACCGUACCAUCCAGAAGAAUAUGCCCUCGUGGUUGCGAUCGUCGCACAACGUGGAACUGAAACUGUGCCGCUCCCUAGGUAUACGUCACGUUUCACAAAAAAGAAACAGAAAAAACGUGGCAUGUGUAACGAACGGACUCAGAUUGCGUACUAUGCCCUGUCGAAUAUAGAUAGAAGCGUACCUAGGUACAAUGGGUGGAUGAGUGGAUGGCUGGGUGGGGAGGUGAGGUGUGGUGGUGGUGGUGGUGCGCUCAACAACGGGCCAAUACCAACGACAAACUAUUCCGAUGCCGAGGCCGGCUCAUUUUGGAUACCUACCUCUUAUAGUACAUGUACUGUACCUUAUGACCACUACCACUACAUGGCAACAAACCAAAGCACCACCCUUCCAGUCACAACACAUCAGAUGAAGUGGGUUUUGGUUUUUGCCCUUGCCCUUGACCCCGGCCCCGGGCCCGGCCCCCCCAAGAAAAGCUACGUGCACUGGGAAAACUAG
This is a messenger RNA of Sphaerulina musiva SO2202, 693 nucleotides long. RefSeq lists its product as uncharacterized. The record is from RefSeq and is a predicted model, not a curated record. NCBI's taxonomy places the organism in Eukaryota, Fungi, Ascomycota, Dothideomycetes, Mycosphaerellales, Mycosphaerellaceae. Bases 1 to 693 code for a protein of 230 amino acids. The transcript is spliced from 6 exons.